AUGGUCGCUGUUAUGCAUACAAAAAAACGCAAGAUUCUUAUACCAGAGAAGGUGUCACCGGACGGCCUAGCGCUACUGAAAGAUGAGUUUGAUGUGGACGAAAAGAAGGGACUCAGUCCUGAAGAGCUCAAAAGCAUCAUUGGCGAAUAUGAUGCACUAAUCGUUCGAUCCGAGACCAAAGUGACGGCAGAUCUUCUGAAGGCAGCUAAGAAUAUGAAAGUGGUAGCCCGUGCAGGUGUUGGUGUUGACAAUGUUGAUGUUCAAAGCGCUACUCAGCACGGCAUUAUUGUCGUGAACUCACCCUCCGGGAACAUCAAUGCUGCAGCGGAGCACACUAUUGCGUUGUUGAUGGCUGUUGCCCGGAAUGUGGGCGAUGCUUCACAAAGCAUCAAGGCGGGCAAAUGGGAGCGUGGCCGGCUCGUAGGGGUUGAGGCUAAAGGAAAGACUCUUGCUAUUGUGGGAUUGGGCAAAGUUGGUCUCACAGUCGCUCGGAUCGCUAAUGGCCUGGGCAUGAGACUCAUCGCAUACGAUCCCUAUGCCAAUCCGAAUUUGGCAGCAGCAGCAUCAGUGACGCUCAGGCCUAGUCUUGCUGAGAUCUUGAAAGAGGCAGAUUUCUUGACGCUGCACACGCCUCUCAUAGCUUCAACCAAAGGCAUGAUUGGAAAAGCCGAACUAGAAACCAUGAAGCCCACUGCGCGAAUUCUGAAUGUUGCGCGGGGCGGGAUGAUUGAUGAAGAUGCUCUGGUGGAAGCUCUGGACGCUGGUAAGAUUGCAGGAGCUGGAAUCGACGUCUUCACUUCGGAGCCUCCUGAGCCAGACUCGUCUGCGACUCGAUUAAUCGCGCAUCCAAAGGUGGUUGCAACGCCUCAUCUUGGUGCCUCAACCACUGAAGCUCAAGAGAAUGUCUCCAUUGACGUAUGCGAACAAGUGGUGUCGAUCCUGUCUGGAGAGCUUCCUCGCACGGCAGUCAAUGCACCGAUAGUCCUUCCAGAGGAAUAUCGCACGCUACAACCCUUUAUCAGUCUCGUUGAGAAGAUGGGUAGUUUGUAUACCCAACACUACUCCAGCGUCAAGAAAGAUUCUUUCCGCACAACCUUCGACCUGAUAUACGAAGGAAAGCUAGCCACCAUCAACACCACCAAGCCUCUUUUCGCCGCAUUAGUCAAAGGCCUGCUGACGCCCAUCACCUCAAGCGAUGGCCUUAACAUCAACAUCGUCAACGCCGAGAUCCUCGCCAAGGAACGUGGUAUCCUCAUUAACGAGCAGCGCUCACGCGAAAACGUCGAAGACAAGCCCUACGCCUCAUUCAUCACCCUCCGCGCCCGCGCCUCCCGCUCCGUAUCCCAGCAAUCUCGCUCCAGCGUUUCGGCAUCUGCCGCGGCACGCUCAACCCGAGACAACAACAGCACAGACGACGACCAGAUCAUCCAAGGCUUCGUAUCCGGCAACAGACCCUUUAUCUCGCGCUUGGACAGGUUCAAAGGCGAGUUUGUGCCGCGCGGCACCCUCAUCAUCUGCCGAAAUUUCGAUUCCGUAGGCAAGAUUGGGUAUGUAGGGAAUCAGCUGGGGAAGGCGGGCGUGAAUAUCAAGUUUAUGAAUGUGGCGCCGUUGGAUGAGGAGGUCGAGGAGCAGCGAUUGAAUGGGGUUGAGGGGGGUGGGGAUAAGAAGGAGGGGAGUAAGGAGGCGCUGAUGAUUUUGGGGGUGGAUAAGCCGGUUGGGGAGGAGGUGCUUAAGAGGUUAAUUGGGGAAGAGGGGGUGUUGGAGGCGAGUGUUGUGAAUUUUUGA
Molecule: messenger RNA, 1785 nt
Organism: Bipolaris victoriae FI3
Lineage: Eukaryota; Fungi; Ascomycota; Dothideomycetes; Pleosporales; Pleosporaceae
Exons: 3
Coding region: 1-1785 (594 amino acids)
Biological process (GO): L-serine biosynthetic process
Molecular function (GO): NAD binding; phosphoglycerate dehydrogenase activity
Source: RefSeq, a predicted model, not a curated record